Argiope bruennichi is the source of this 584-nucleotide messenger RNA. Its product is annotated as coiled-coil domain-containing protein 86-like. Gene Ontology annotation, cellular component: nucleolus. Lineage: Eukaryota; Metazoa; Arthropoda; Arachnida; Araneae; Araneidae. The record is from RefSeq and is a predicted model, not a curated record. The transcript has 5 exons. Bases 144 to 536 code for a protein of 130 amino acids.
ACAAACAAACAAUCAUUAUCUUCUCAACACGUGUGGUAUUAAUAAUUGUAAGUAGGGAAAAACAACUUUUAUGUUGAAAACCCCAAUCGGUAUAUUUCGAUCAAGCGUGUGGUAAUUCAUAAGGCAUAAUAUAUAUUUCAACUAUGCUUUGUAUGACUGAAACAGAUGAGCCAAUUAUGCCUGUGAAAGGAAAGCCCAAGUCUGGCAGGUUAUGGAAAAGUGAAAAAUCAAGGUUUCGCAGUAUGUGCCAAGUGAAACCAUUGAAAUCAAAAUGGGAAAAGCGGCUCCAACAGCGACAAGAAAGAAAAGACAUUUUGGCUCAUCAGGCAGAAUUAAAAGAAAUAAAAGAUCAGGAAAAAGAGUUGAGAAAGCAGAGACGAAGGCAAAAAAUUGAGCAGAAAAAGAAAAAUGAACUGAAAAGUGAAGUGGUGCAAGUUAUAAGAAAUACUGCUAAAAUCAAGCGCAUGUCAAAGAAGAAAUUAAGAAAUAUUCAAAAGAGGGAUACAAACCCUAUGCAUGUAAAUUCACAAAAAUAAAUGCCUUUUAUGUAUUUGUCUUUUUAGAAUUAAAUAAUUUUUGUUAUA